GAACCGGAACGAGCUUCCUGCCGCGAGAAGUUGCAACGUCAUCAUCGCAUCGUCAUCGUGCCCAAUCAAAACUAAAUCAACACCGCGCCGUCUACUGAUAAGAGCCUUUAGAGCGAUAAGCCGCCAUAAAACCGUUACGAUCUUUUUGGCGAAUCAGCAUCACCUUCAACCGCGGGGAACGAAUUGGCUCAGUUUAUACAGCAACCUGAGCUGCGGUGUUUGCGAAAAAUCAUACAGUGUCAAAUCUCCCAACAAUUUUACCAUAAUGACUCCAACUAUUAGCACCGUAUUCACAGUGGAAAAGGUCCCUUCACCGGUGGGAAAUGCCCGUAAACGGACGCACACCUUCGACGAAGCUCUCCAGUUGACCGGUUUCGGUCGUGCCCAGGUACUGCUAGUCAUACUAUCCGGUUGUUCCAUUAUGGCCUCGCUCAACGAGGCGAUGGGUAUGAGUAUUAUUCUACCAGCCUGUCGCUGUGAUCUCAAUCUGGACCCUGGCGAACAGGGCAUGAUCGGGGGUUCGAUUUUCCUAGGAAUCAUGACAUCGUCCUACUUCUGGGGCUAUCAGGCGGACACCCGCGGGCGUCUGGUCGUGAUCAAGUACGCCCUGAUGGCGGUGUCCGUUUGUUCGGUUGCGUCCAGCUUCGCUACCGAUUUUGGCUCGCUGAUGGCGUUACGCUUCAUUACCGGUGUGUUUAUCUCGGCGCCGGCAGCUGCGGUUUAUGCGUACUUGGGAGAAUUUGGAACGGCCGAAAAGCGCACCCAGAUGAUAUCGUACGCCAGUGUUAUGGCGUCCUUAGGGGUUGUGUAUGUUGCUUUGAUCGGUUGGUGGAUGUUAUCGUACGACUGGAGCUUUGUUAUAACGGAGUCCAUAGUGUUUAAACCUUGGCGAUUGCUGUUCAUUCUGAACACUAUACCUGGAUUUUUGGCAGCCAUAGCCUAUUGUUUUUGUCCCGAGAGUCCUAAGUUUCUGUUGACCCAAGGACGACCGGAAGAAGCUUUGGAAGUACUCAGAACAAUGUACCGUAUCAACAAUAAGUCGAAAGGCAGCGAUGGUUUCGAAGUGACUAGCUUAUCGUCAGAUGUUGAUUCAGAUCGGAAAAAUUCCAAUGGUGGACGGAUGGUUGACAUUCUUAAAUCGAUGCGCGAUCAAACUGUUCCGCUGUUCAGAGUUCCGUUGCUGGUUUACUUUUUUGUGUGCUGUAUGCACAGUAUCACUGCGUUUGCGAUUUACGGUGGACUUGGUCUUUGGUUUCCGCAGAUCAUGAACCAAAUCUCUUCAGAUGAUUCCGGGGAAGGAACGUUGAUAUGUUCGAUUUUGGAAGUAAAUAAAACGGAAACCGCGCCACAGUUUACCGUCUGCAAUGAUAACGUAGAAAAGGAAACGUUUAUUUAUACGAUCAUCUUGGGAACCUUUGGAGCUUCCUACACUUUCGUCGUUUCGCUAGCCCUCGGACGAUUCAGUGCCAAAACUAUGCUGGCUUUCAACACAGUCGUGGCGGGUUCUGCCGGAAUUUUGCUGCAAUUUGUCGCCAACAAUUACCUGGUGGCAAUCCUGUUCUGCGUGGAGAUUAUGUUUGCCGGCAUUUGCGUGAUGCUGGUAAAUGCCCUGGCCGUGUCACUGUUCCCAACCCACGUCCGGGGGAUGGCCGUUUCGCUGGUCAAUAUGGUUGGUCGGUUAAGCUGCUUCGCUGCCAGCUCGGUGAUCGGGCUGUUGAUGGCGCAGAAUUGUCCGCUUACGUUUUACCUCCUGUCGGCGGUGCUUUUUGUGAGUUGCGGGCUGACGUUCCUUUUAAAGUAACCUUCCAGGGGGGGUUGGGCAGUAGUAUUAUUGGACUCCACUCAUAGUUUAGGAAAUGCAACUUAGAAUAUCAUUUAUUCUCGAAUGUGAUUGUCAGUUAAAUUUUAGAAAUUUGUUUACACGCGACUUUACUCAGGGGUCGGUCCUAAAAGACCACGAAAGGCUAAAAUGGUGUUUAAGGUUUAUCCAGGCCCUUGGGCAUCAUCCCGGUUUUAGAAAUACUUAAUGUUUGGCUAUUAUACGGUCGAAGAUACUUCAGAAACAAAGGAAAAAAACAUCAAUUAGAUCGUUUCAAAAUUUUACUAUAAUAUAUGACUUACAUAAAGAUA
This is a messenger RNA of Wyeomyia smithii (pitcher-plant mosquito), 2130 nucleotides long. RefSeq names its product synaptic vesicle glycoprotein 2B-like. Lineage: Eukaryota; Metazoa; Arthropoda; Insecta; Diptera; Culicidae. The transcript has 3 exons. Gene Ontology annotation, biological process: transmembrane transport. Bases 266 to 1801 code for a protein of 511 amino acids. Gene Ontology annotation, molecular function: transmembrane transporter activity. The record is from RefSeq and is a predicted model, not a curated record.